Molecule: messenger RNA, 324 nt
Organism: Phytophthora infestans T30-4
Lineage: Eukaryota; Oomycota; Peronosporomycetes; Peronosporales; Peronosporaceae
Exons: 2
Coding region: 1-324 (107 amino acids)
Source: RefSeq, a predicted model, not a curated record
AUGGGAAUUCUUCACUCCAAUGUCCCAGUUCAACAAAUCGACGCAGCGGCUGCCGAUUACGGUGUAGCGUACAACCGGCGGGACAACAUUGGGAAUGAAUUUCACGCUUCACAAAGGGCUAUUCAAGAUUUGUGCAAGGAAUUCUCCCAAACUUGUGGUUUCCAGCUGAAAGUUUCGAGCUUUUCUGCUAAGCGGAACGGAUCUGGCAACGCCAAAUACGUGUGCAAAAAACUUAACCAGGAUGCACCAGAGGAAACAAUUUAUUGCCCCUUUUUCUUUAACGUGAGUGGAGUGGAAGGAUUCUGGAAGUCGGCCUGUUGCUGA